UCCAGGGGCGGGGCCUGGCCGGACUUCCGGCCCCGGAGUGCGGACGCCUGCGGGCUUUGUCGCCGGCCUGCGGGCGGGCGCCGGGCUCGCCGCGGGGCGCGGUCUCCUCGCCGCGGGGCGCCGGUUCUGAUGCAGGAACUGGUGAGAAGGUGACCCUGGAGUCUGAAUUUCUGGGAAUGGAAAUCCGCCAAGGGCCAUGUCAGAAACACUCACAGUGACGGAGACUCCUGCCCCCGAGUCUGGGGAGGUCUCUGCUCCAGGAUCAGGAGGGCUGCUGGGGAACCUGGACGGGCAGAGCCCCCCAUCUCGGGAGGGAGGUGUCGAGCAGGUGACGGUUACUCAUUGGAAGAUCCAAACAGGAGAGGCAGUCCAGGGGGGAGGUGGGUGCAGAGGCAGCCCCAUCCUGCGCUCAGACCUCCUCAUCCUCCAGACGGAACUCAUGGAAGGGGAAGCCCACCCAUGCGGGACGUGUGGCCAAAGCUUCCCGUUUAUCUCGGACCUCGUUAGACACCAGGUUUCCCAUGCUGGGGAGAAGCCUUACAGGUGUGACCGGUGUGGGAAAGCCUUCAGCCAGAGCUCCCACCUCGUUGAGCACCAGAGAGUUCACACCGGAGAAGGACUCUACGUGUGCAAUGCUUGUGGGAAAGACUUUGCUCACUGCGCAGAGCUCAUGGAGCACCAGCGAGCGCACACAGGAGAAAAGCCAUUCAAGUGCACUCAGUGCGGGAAAGCCUUCUGUCACAGCUCAGACCUGAUUCGACACCAGCGCGUCCAUACCCGGGAGAGGCCUUUUGAAUGCAAGGAAUGUGGGAAAGGCUUUAGUCAGAGCUCGUUACUCAUCCGGCACCAGAGGAUCCACACGGGAGAAAGGCCCUACGAGUGCAACGAGUGCGGGAAGUCCUUCAUUAGGAGCUCCAGCCUCAUUCGACACUACCAGAUCCACACCGAAGUGAAGCAGUAUGAGUGUAAGGAGUGUGGGAAGGCCUUCCGUCACCGCUCGGACCUCAUCGAACAUCAGAGGAUUCACACUGGAGAGAGGCCCUUUGAAUGCAACGAGUGUGGCAAAGCCUUCAUCAGGAGCUCGAAGCUCAUCCAGCACCAGCGGAUCCACACCGGGGAGAGGCCCUACGUCUGCAACGAGUGUGGGAAGCGCUUCAGCCAGACAUCCAACUUCACGCAGCAUCAGAGAAUUCACACUGGAGAGAAGCUCUACGAGUGCAAUGAGUGUGGGAAAGCUUUCUUCCUGAGUUCAUACCUCAUCCGACACCAGAAAAUUCACACUGGGGAGAGGGUCUACGAAUGCAAGGAGUGUGGCAAAGCCUUCCUGCAGAAAGCUCAUCUCACGGAACAUCAGAAGAUCCACACGGGGGACAGGCCCUUUGAGUGUAAGGACUGCGGCAAAGCCUUCAUCCAGAGCUCCAAGCUGCUGCUGCACCAGAUCAUUCACACCGGAGAGAAGCCCUACGUGUGCAGUUACUGUGGGAAAGGGUUCAUUCAGAGGUCCAACUUCCUUCAGCACCAGAAGAUCCACACUGAAGAGAAACUGUACGACUGUAGUCAGUAUGGGAAAGAUUUCCACAAUCGCCCAAACUUUAAAAAUCAUCAAGGUGUUACUCAGGAGGGGCUUCCCCUGAGUAAGGCCCCCGCACAUUUGGGUGAGAAACCUGUAAGUCAGGGCGAUCCUACAGACCUGUAAUUCUGCUCCACGUCCGUGAUGUUGGCCGUGGGUGGCAUGAGUGUUGGGGCUCAGGUGCCUCUGGACACAUCAGCGUUUCCCAGAGUCAGCAGGGCCACGCCUGCUGUGCAGCCGUGCCGACUGGCCGGCCAGGAACCUGUGUCCCCGGGGGAGCUGCCUGGAGACAGCUGGCUGAGCCGGCACAGGGGUUUGGGGCCAGAGCUUGGUCUCUAGAUGUCCCUGCACAAUCGCAGUUCCCCCGGUUAAGGCCCCUUGGAGGAGAACUAUGCUCACUAAACAGAGCGAUGGAGCGAUUUAGAUCUGUCAGAAGAGGCACGGAGAACUGCCGGGCUUCCCUGUGGUCCUUGGGCCCUUCCCAGCUCCCUCCCUGCAUCCUAAGGUCUUCUGCUUCCUGGAGCCUCAUCUCCCACCACCUCACUCGGCGCCGAGGCAGCACUGACGACACUCCGCGUGUCCGAGCUCUCCCUGCGCUCUCCCUCUCCUGCCCCGGCUCCUCAAGACACAGAGGCCAGCAGCAUCACGUCCGGCUGGGCCCCUUCCCCGCGGGGCGGCUGCCGUCCCUCCGCGCGUUACUGCGUUUACUCCGAUACGUGAGAAUCGUGUUUGUGUGUCUCGUUGCACUGCCGAUUCUUUGUGGACAGGUCACAUCCGACUGGUUUCUAUGUCCCUGGUGUCCAGCCAGGACA
Molecule: messenger RNA, 2382 nt
Organism: Pipistrellus kuhlii (Kuhl's pipistrelle)
Lineage: Eukaryota; Metazoa; Chordata; Mammalia; Chiroptera; Vespertilionidae
Gene: ZNF623
Product: zinc finger protein 623
Exons: 2
Coding region: 197-1696 (499 amino acids)
Source: RefSeq, a predicted model, not a curated record